AUGGCACAAGUAGUCGAUCCCGAUCCUGAGAUCGGUUCGCUCACUGCCCAUCUAAAUGGGGGAAAUUUUACCAAGAAUAAAGCAAGUGAAGCAAGAGAAACCUUGGGAAGGUUGAUUGAUGCCAAGAAGGCAUACGACAACCCGCAGAGCAUUAUGAGAAGAGGUUCGGCUAAUGCAGUGAUGGAGCAGGGGGAAGAAAGGGUAGAGGCAAGGAUUGAUAGGCUUGAGAAAGCGCUUUUGAGCGCAAUCGAGAUGAGCAACCCUCCUGCCUCACAAGAGAAAGAGAAAACUUCAGGCCCAGGAGAAGCUCCACCCCAGCAAUACUAUGGCCCUCAAGAGGGAGACUACCAGGCCCAGGUGAAUUCAAUAGGAAGCUGGAAUCCAGAUGGGAGUUGGAAUCAAGGGAAACAGAGGGAGACACCAUGGAGAACCCACCCAAACUUUAAAUGGUACGACAAUGAUCCAACCCAGCCACCUCCACAGCAGAACACCAGAGAUUAUUCGCACCCAUCAGAGAGACAGUUUAACUGGUCAGGGAGAAAUCAGGAGGGGCAGAACAACUGGGGCAACCAGAAUCAAGGGGACCAAUCUAAUCGGGGCAAUAGGAACCAGAACAACCAAGGAAACUCCUGUGUACCACCACACCAGAGGAGUAACCAGGGGAAUUAUCAGAAUUCCCAACCCAAUUAUCAGGGUAAUCAGGGGCCAGGAAACCAGUACAACAAUAACCCAGGAGGUCAAGGGAAUUUCCGCCCGAACCAGGGGAGUGGAUCUAAUCACAGUCAAGGAUCAGGAAAUAGUCAACUGAAUUCCAAGCCAUAG
Molecule: messenger RNA, 822 nt
Organism: Salvia splendens (bonfire salvia)
Lineage: Eukaryota; Viridiplantae; Streptophyta; Magnoliopsida; Lamiales; Lamiaceae
Product: probable cyclin-dependent serine/threonine-protein kinase DDB_G0292550
Exons: 2
Coding region: 1-822 (273 amino acids)
Source: RefSeq, a predicted model, not a curated record